Aegilops tauschii subsp. strangulata is the source of this 2520-nucleotide messenger RNA. The record is from RefSeq and is a predicted model, not a curated record. Lineage: Eukaryota; Viridiplantae; Streptophyta; Magnoliopsida; Poales; Poaceae.
GCCAUCUCUCCACGUUUCAAAGCGAAAGGUUUCCGUGAUAUGAUAUAGGCAAGAAAUAAGAAAUAACGGUUGCAAAAAACCCCCUUUUUUUCUUUCAAAAGUCUAUAAAAAUUAUAUUGCCAAUUCCAUUUUAAUUAUAUUCUUUUUUCUUAAUGUUAAUAAAAAAAGAAGAAAAUUCUUGUUUUUUCUUUCUAAAAAUCGAUAUUGGCCGAGAGACAAUCAAAUAGAUUUUCUCUUUAGCGGGCAUUUCCAUAUAGGACUUGUUAUAAUUAUAAUAAAACAAGCAGGUUAUAUAAAAAAACACUUUUUUUGUCGAUUAUUUAUCAAGAAAGCAAAAAGGGUUCUUAUCAAAUCCACCAUAAAAUUGGAAAGAAGCAUAAAGUAAGUAGACCUGACUCCUUUAAUGAUGCCUCUAUCCGCUAUUCUGAUAUAUAAAUUCGAUGUAGAUGAAAUUGUAUAAGCGAAUUUUUUUUAUUUCCUUAGACUUAGACCGCGCAAGACAAGAAUUUUUCGCUAUUUACGAUUUCAUAUUCUUGUUACUAGAUGUUCUAUAGGAAUAAGAAGAAAUCGCAACUCCUUUGCGCUACACAUAAAAUUGGAUUUCGAAGGUCCAUUUUUUUUUUUUCAGAAUCCUCUAUUUUAGUUCUUCCACCCAUGCAAUAGAGAGGGAAUGGGAAAAGAAGGGUUACUUUUAUUUUCAUUUUUCCCUUAAAAGAUAGACUUUGAAAUAGGAGUCUUGGAAUAAUGCUGAAUUCAAAGGUUUAUUUCUUUCUAUAGUAUAAGAAAAACAAUUUAUUUAUAUUUCUAUAGUAUAAGAAAAACAAAUAGUAUAAGAAAAACAAAUCGAAUCAAAUUCAUGGAUUUACCACGACCUCGGUUGUGACUGUGACUCCAUAGAUAAAAAUGGGAAAUUUCUCUCUUCGAGACCAUUGAAAAAGGGCAUUGAACGACAAAGAAAUCGUCCACAGAUAAUAAAACUAUCAUAUGCCUUGGAAAGUGAUAUGAGGUGCUCGGAAAUGGUUGAAGUAAUUGAAUAGGAGGAUCACUAUGACUAUAGCCCUUGGUAGAAUUCCUAAAGAAGAAAAUGAUCUAUUUGAUACUAUGGAUGACUGGUUACGAAGGGACCGUUUCGUUUUUGUAGGAUGGUCUGGCCUAUUGCUCUUUCCUUGUGCUUAUUUCGCUUUAGGGGGUUGGUUUACAGGGACAACUUUUGUAACUUCUUGGUAUACCCAUGGAUUGGCUAGUUCCUAUUUGGAAGGUUGUAAUUUCUUAACCGCAGCAGUUUCUACCCCUGCCAAUAGUUUAGCACACUCUUUGUUGCUACUAUGGGGGCCCGAAGCACAAGGAGAUUUUACUCGUUGGUGUCAAUUAGGCGGUCUAUGGACUUUUGUAGCUCUCCACGGGGCUUUUGCACUAAUAGGUUUCAUGUUACGCCAAUUUGAACUUGCUCGGUCUGUUCAAUUGCGGCCUUAUAAUGCAAUCUCAUUCUCUGGUCCAAUUGCUGUUUUUGUUUCUGUAUUCCUUAUUUAUCCACUGGGGCAAUCUGGUUGGUUCUUUGCGCCGAGUUUUGGCGUAGCAGCGAUAUUUCGAUUCAUCCUUUUCUUCCAAGGAUUUCAUAAUUGGACGUUGAACCCAUUUCAUAUGAUGGGAGUUGCCGGAGUAUUAGGUGCGGCUCUGCUAUGCGCUAUUCAUGGAGCGACCGUAGAAAACACUCUAUUUGAGGACGGUGAUGGUGCAAAUACCUUCCGUGCUUUUAACCCAACUCAAGCUGAAGAAACUUAUUCCAUGGUCACUGCUAACCGCUUUUGGUCCCAAAUCUUUGGUGUUGCUUUUUCCAAUAAACGUUGGUUACAUUUCUUUAUGCUAUUUGUACCCGUCACCGGUUUAUGGAUGAGUGCUAUUGGCGUAGUUGGCUUGGCUCUGAACUUACGUGCCUAUGACUUUGUUUCCCAGGAAAUCCGUGCAGCGGAAGAUCCUGAAUUUGAGACUUUCUACACCAAAAAUAUUCUUUUAAACGAGGGUAUUCGUGCGUGGAUGGCAGCUCAGGAUCAGCCUCAUGAAAAUCUUAUAUUCCCUGAGGAGGUUCUACCACGUGGAAACGCUCUUUAAUGGAACUUUCGUUUUAGCUGGUCGUGACCAAGAAACCACCGGCUUUGCUUGGUGGGCUGGGAAUGCCAGACUUAUCAAUUUGUCCGGUAAACUGCUUGGAGCUCAUGUAGCCCAUGCCGGAUUAAUCGUAUUCUGGGCCGGAGCAAUGAACCUAUUUGAAGUGGCCCAUUUCGUACCAGAAAAGCCCAUGUAUGAACAAGGGUUGAUUUUACUUCCACACUUAGCUACUCUAGGUUGGGGAGUAGGGCCAGGGGGGGAAGUUCUAGAUACUUUUCCGUACUUUGUAUCUGGCGUACUUCACCUAAUUUCCUCCGCAGUCUUAGGCUUCGGUGGCAUUUAUCACGCGCUUCUGGGACCCGAGACUCUUGAGGAAUCUUUUCCAUUCUUUGGUUAUGUCUGGAAAGAUAGAAA